Sipha flava (yellow sugarcane aphid) is the source of this 1090-nucleotide messenger RNA. RefSeq lists its product as uncharacterized. NCBI's taxonomy places the organism in Eukaryota, Metazoa, Arthropoda, Insecta, Hemiptera, Aphididae. The record is from RefSeq and is a predicted model, not a curated record. Bases 285 to 1043 code for a protein of 252 amino acids. The transcript has 8 exons.
UCACGUCUUAGUCGUUUCUCGUUCUCGUUUAACAUUCUCGUCGCUGCGGAAGGUCGUGCGUGCUCCAACCGUUUUAUCCGUUCAUCGCCGAAAUCGUCAUUCCCAGAUACUGCCCGGUUCCAUCACGAUCGCAUUCCAACAUCAACCCAACACGAAACGAACGUACGUUAAGAUUUCAUAAUAAGGUUCAACGAAAAUUGCAUCAACAUCUUUUUCACUUGAAGGUUCAAGGCCUAAUAUAAAUUAUUCAUAUUCAUCCAGCAGUAAAAAAUCGGAAACCCAAAAUGAAUCAGAAUAUGAAAAAUAUUACUAAUCAUAGUCAGAAAAUCAAGUCUGAUCGUGUUAAUAAAUUGCCAUCUAAAUCAAAAGGUUCACAAGAUUUUCAACGCAAUUAUCCAAGGAGAACUAGAUUAACAAAUGUUCCUCAAAUCAUUAAAGUCCAAAUCCCACUGUCGAAAAAUUUGAAAACAAAAUGUUUUAGUUCAAGUAGUGGUAUUAAAAUAGAAUACCCAUCAGGAUCAGAUGCUGUUGUGACACCCAGAGUAUCCGUCAAAUCUAGUCGAUCUAAGUAUAUCCACGAUGUAGAAGAUCAAACCUCAACCCUGCAACCUCCGUUGUCAGAAUUUGAUAAAAAAUUAGUAAAAUCUGAAGCCCAUUCUCAUGGGAAUGCUAAUGACAUUUCAAGUACCUGCCACAAGAAAGCAGGGUAUUCGGCAGCUUAUGAGGAUUUAGUGAUUUAUGCUUGCGAGCGUCAUAGAAAUCGUUCAUUGUCACCAUUUGGUUCAGAAACCCAAGAGUCACUGGGCUCUAUUGAUCUCACUUUAACACCUACAUCGUCACCCGACCGAUCUAGAAGUCGUUCUAGAUCCACUGAACAUAGUACAGCUGAAUCUACUAAAUUUGCAGAGUUAGCAGAUUUUAAGGAUUUAUUGACUGUAGCCAAACGUUACCAUUUUAUCAGACAUUAUCAAACACGUUCCAAAACAGCCGCUGAGAAAUUGAUGUUAGAAUCAGCCACAAAAAAACGAGUUGGGAGCAAAUAAAAGAAAAAAAUAAGAACCGUGGUCGAAGGAAGGUGGCAUAAAAUGCG